Messenger RNA from Heterostelium album PN500, 1578 nucleotides. RefSeq lists its product as uncharacterized. The record is from RefSeq and is a predicted model, not a curated record. The coding region runs from base 1 to 1578 and encodes 525 amino acids. The transcript is spliced from 4 exons. NCBI's taxonomy places the organism in Eukaryota, Evosea, Eumycetozoa, Acytosteliales, Acytosteliaceae. Gene Ontology annotation, cellular component: mitochondrion; mitochondrial envelope. Gene Ontology annotation, biological process: mitochondrial RNA 5'-end processing.
AUGAUAUCAUCAUUGAAUUUAAAUAGACAUGUUAAAGAUAGUUUAACUUUAUUUAGAUAUACUUCAAACUAUAGUCAUUGUUUAGCGAGAUCAUAUUGCUCAUUAUUUUUCAAUCAAAGUGGACAUAAACCAAGAAAAGUUGUAAAGAGAUACACUAAUCUUAAUGAUAAUAAUAAUAAUCAAAUAAAUACAACUGAAAACGUCAAUAACAAUAAUAAUAAUAAUAGUAAACAAAAAGUAAAACAAAAUGAAAGUACAACUACAUCUGCAUCUGCAUCAAUAGUUGGUGAAAUGAUUCAUAAAUAUGAAGAUAUUCAUCAACAUAAACAACAACAACACCAAGAGCAUCAUUCAAAACCAUAUAAAUCAUACAAUUCUCAACAACAGCAUCAUCAUAAUAUUCAAACAAAACAUAAUCAUCAUCAAUCAGGCACAGCAUUACCAUCAAUAGUUUUCGAAGAUUUACAAAACAAAUUCUUUAAUUUAAUUGAUCCUUCAAAUAGUAAUAAUAUAACACCGGCUACAGAGAUUAAUGUAGAGACUAAUAGUAGUGGAUAUAUAAGUAGAAUGGCACCAGACACCAUUCAACACCCUUUGACUCUUUCAAAUAGACCUAUUCCAAGUGGAUUCCAAGUGUUGGACGUUCAAAACAAACUUGAAGUCAUCAAUCAAUUGGAUUAUUCAAAGAUACCGAAACUAGAACAUGGAUUGGAUCGUGUCAUCACCGAGAAAGGUGUUCAUCCAGUCAGCGACUUUGAUGGUACUCCCAGAUUUACAAGAUUCCUCUCACAAAUUCAUGAUUUCGAUAGUUUAAUAUUACAUAGUAGUUAUAUGAUACCAUCUCAAGAUAAGAAUUUACUUAAACAUGCAAAAGAAAAUAAUUGUAAAUAUCUUUCAUCUACGUCAUCAAUUACAGCAGUUCUUACAAAACUGUACUUUGCAUUGACAAAGAAAUAUAAUGUCGAUGUUUCUGGAUUCAGUUCACAUUUGCAAAGACUAUCAAGCUUCACACCACAACUCGUCAAACCAGUCUCAAUCUUUCUUAACUACAACAACUCUGUAUGGGCAAUAGACAACAACAGUGGUACAUCACCAAAAAAUAAUCAAAUCUUAAUGGAUCUUGGACAUUCAUUAGAAAAGAUGUUAACAUUGAAUGAAAAUGAAUUCAAUGAGAAACUUUUGAAAUCAAAGAACUCGACUGCUCAUGAAUUCGAUGAAUCCUAUGUGUUCUCAAAGUUUGGAGAUAUCAUGUAUCGUUCACAGAUCGAUUGUUACUCUGAGAAGUUCACUGGAAAAUCAAAGACAUUCGAUUUGAAGACGAGAGCAACAAGAAUGAUUCGUUUGAACUGCGCAGAUCAUGAGAGUUACUUGGGUUAUCAUAUCAAUCAGAUUAUGGACGACGGCACCUCUGGUUCCUACGAGAAGGAACUCUACGACAUGUGUCGUUCCGCAGCAAUCAAAUACUCGCUGCAAGCCAGAAUCGGUAAUAUGGCGGUCAAUCUACCAAGAGACGACAUCACACUACUCUAUGCAAAUUCAUUAAGAACAUCAGGUUUAUAUCCUGAAUUCCAAGAAUAA